ACAGUUAAUUUUUAUUCACGGAAAAAAAAGAAAAAAACAGCUGUUGUUGAAAAAGAAAACAUCAAAAAUGCCGGCCUCAAAGAGAGGAUCGGCUCCUCCAGACUCGCAGUCCAAGAUAAGGAAGUUGGAUGAGGACGGAGAGGCUGCGCCAUCCAAAACUGUACCAGCCGCCAAUAAUCAGUCACAUAACAACACAGGAACUAUGAAAGAAAAGACAGCAGCCCCAUGGACUAAGAAAAAACUCUGUGCUUCACCGGAAGGGGGACAUAAACUAGCCAAGUCCCCCAAACAGAGCUCGCCUCUGAAGGAUUCCAGCAAAACUUCCCCUGACCCACCUGUCAAAAAAGCCAAGCUCCAGAAAGCCACAAGUGCCUCCUGUGGAGAAGCUGCCUCACCGAAAGCGAACUCCAAAACCUCCCUGAAGCGAACUGCCUCCACGGACUCUGACGAGUUGAGUAGUGAUGGUAGUAAGGCUGACUUCUUCAGAGAAAGGGAUGAUGAAGACAAGGCCCGCUGCAUCAGAAAAUACUCAAAUCGAGUCAAAGCCAAGCGAAAGACGGAAGAGUCUCCUUCUGUCUCCGAGGAUACGAGUCAAGGUUUAUCUUCUCCACCUAAGGACCCCAUACAGAUGGACCACAAUUAUGGUAUAUUCACAGAUUCACCAUGUCUUGAAACUACAGAUGAGGCAAAUGAGAACAUUAAAAAAGAAUCUGCAGAAUCUUUUACUGAGCAAGAGAGACCACAAAUAUCAGCUAUUGCACCACAGGAGGUGUCAAAGGAAACUACGGUCUCUGUAACAGACACCAAAUUUGAGUCUUCAGCUAAUGAAAGUAAACAUAAAGAAUUACAAAAUGUAGAAAGCCAAAAGGGUGUGGAUAAUGAAACACCAGCAUCAUCAAGAGACAUUUCAGACCAUCUCAUAUCUGAGGCUGAAAAGAAGGAUGAGGAAGAGUUCGUUCAAAAGGAUUUAGAUGAUAAAACACUACCAUCAUCAAUGGAAACACUAAGUUUGGCUGCUGGAGAGGUGGAUCCAAAGUGUAAAGAUGAAAAACAGUCUUGCAUGUCAGAGAGUCUGAGAACUGAAACUAAAACAAAUGAAACCACACAGUUUGUUUCUGGAGAGAAUAAAUUGAGUGUUCAGUGUACAGCUAAGGGAUCAACUGAAUCUGCCACCAUAUCUGCAGCCCUUAGUAACGAAUUCAACUCUGCAUCAGAACAGCUGCUUGUGGAAAGUGGUAUUCCAGAGAAUGAGACUCAAGCAGACAUUGUCAGAGCUCUCGCUACUUCCGACGGGGAAUCAAAUCUUGUAGACACGCAGGAUGACGUGCCAAUUGCAGUUACCGACACGUGUGUUGAUGUGGAAACAAUGGUCAUAAGGUCUGAGGAAGAUCUUCAAGAAAGCGAUGGAAAAGAAGCUGACUUCCAGUUGACUCAGGUCGUCUCUUGUCCUGGAGGUUUGGUUGAGAGACAACUGAGCCAUGACUGUGUGAUAACUGACAGCUGCACUGAAAUAUUGAUUCCUGAUUGCGAGGCUGUUCAAAGAGAAGUGAUUUCCGAAUGUUUUACAGUUCCAGACGGUCAGAUAGCACCUAGCGUAGAUCUGCAAAAUCAGGAGAACCACAGACUUUUUGACAACACUGCAGAAAAGCCUGAUGAUGGAGUUAAAGAAGAUUCUGAGAGCACAGAAGGAGACACGAGCAUGAUUUGUGUCACUGCAGCAAGCAGCCAGAUCAACAUGGAUAUACUGACUGCAGCAGCAUCAGAGGAGAUUUCUGUAGUGGAAAUACAAAGACAGGAAAAACAGGAUGCUCCUGAACCUAUUGCAGACAUAUCUACAAACUUUCAUGAGGAUCAUGUGGGAGAAAACUGUAGAAUUAUGGAAGACAAACACUCUGUGAGCUUUGGACAUAGUAGUGGAGCUGAGACUGAAACUAAAAUAGAAACACAGAACAUAGUGAUUUCAGAAGUUUCUAAUACAGAAGUGCAAAUUCUUGAGACCCAGGAAAUCUGCAACGCUACAACAGCCGAAUCCACAGAGGUUCAUGUUAUGGAUGAUAAAUCUGACAACAUUAAAACCUUUGAAUGUGCUGAUGGGUCUGAGAGCCAAGAGAAAAUACAAACACAGAGCUUAUCAGCUUUGGAGGUUAGUAAUCCAGCAGCUAAAGUGGAAGUACAAAACCAGGAGAGGCCAGACGGCGAAGCCACGAGUGACAAAGUUCAGGAAGAUCUGAGGACUGCAAACUAUGAGAGCAGCGAAGAAGGUGAAUGUGUUGCUGCUGUGGAAAAACGAAUGGAAACACCAGACAAUGUAGAGGCUGAAACCACAUCAGUGGAGAUCUGUAACAUUGAGCAAACGCAUCAGAUGAGCCAGGUGGACAGUGAAUCUACCACAGCUGAAUCACACAUGGAUCAAAUUGUUGAAAAUGUGCAAUCUGUGGAAAUGCAGACAAAAUUAACAAUGGAGGUUUCAUAUCCAUCCGCUUCAGUGGAAAUCCAGAGAAGUCAAACAGAAGUGGAGCUACAGACCACAUUGGGGACGAGUUCUGACAUUGCACCUGGAGCAGGAAUACAAAGUCACAAAAAUCAUGAAAUCAAUGAAUGCAAUACAGACGACAUCCCUAAAGAGAUUACAGAAGACUCAAUAAUUGAAAAUUUCCAAACUGUGCAGAAUGAAGCUAAAUGUGUGACACUAACUCCAGAGAUUUCUGAAGCAGCUCAUUCAGUGGAAGUGCACAGUGAGAAAAGUCCAGAAGUAGUGGAGAUGGAGUCUGCAGCAACAUCAGAGGAGGUUUCUAACAUACCUGCAGCGCAAAUACAAAACCAGGAGAAUCAGGAUGUUGGUGCACAUAUUACAGACACAGUUUAUACAGAGUCUGUGACUGUCCCUAAGAACGAAAACAAAACAGAAGAUCAGCCUAAAUCGCCAAUAGAAUUUACCGGACAUGCCUCUAUGGUGGAAUUACAGAGUGAGAAAAGUCAAAAUGAAGUUGAGAUGGAAACUGCAACAACAUCAGAGGAGGUUUCUGACACAUCUGCAGUGGAAACAGAAACCCAGACGAGUCAGGAUGUCUGUGAAGAUGGUGCAGGCAUGCAGAUCGACUCUGUGACUGUUGCAGAAAAUGAAAACAAAAAAGAAGAAAAGGCUAAAACCACACCAGAGAUUUCUGAAGUGGUCCCUUCAGUGGAAGCACAAAGUGAGAAAAUUCAGCGUGAAGUGGGUAUGGAGUCUGCAGCACCUUCAGAGGAGGUUUCUAAGAUAUCUGCAGUGGAAAUCCAAAGUCAGAUAAGCAAGGUUAUCACAGAAUAUAGCACAGAUGUACAUACACAGUCAGUGACAUCAACACCAGACUCCCCUAAAGAAUCCACCUCAGUGGAAAUCCAGCUGGUGCAAAGUCAAAAUGAAGUGGAUGCGGAGCAGAAAACACCAGAGGAGGUUGCUAGCAUACCUGCAUUGGAAAUAAAGGGCCAGGAUGUCAUUGAACAUAACACAGACAUACUCAUGCAGCCCAUCAGUGUCUCGGAGAAUGAAAAUGAAAUGGAAAAACAGGCUCCAUCGAUAUCAGAGGCAGAGAUUUCAGUGGAAGUACAAUGCGGCAAAAGUCUAUCUGAAGUGGAGAUGGAGACCACAACAACAUCAGAAGAGCUUUGUAGCCCACCAGCAGCAGAAACGCAUAAGCAGAAGAGUCAGGAUGUCAGUGAACACACAGAAGAUUCAUAUACGCAGCCCGUCGCUGUCCCAGAGAGAGAAAUUGAAAUGGAAGAGCAGGCUAAAUCGACACAAGAGAUUUCAGUGGAAAUACAAAGUGAGAACAGCCUAAAUGAAGUCGACAUGGAGUCUGCAGCUGCAUCAGAGGAGAUUUCUAGCACACCUGCAGCGGAAAUACAAAAUCAGACGAGCAAAGAUGUCUGUGAACGGAGCACAGACGUACAUACAGAGCCUGUUACUGGUGCAGAGAAUGAAAACAAAAAGCAGGAUACAUUAAUAGCAGAUAUUUCUAUUUCAGCACACAGCCAGGAGAUACAGGAAGCCACUGAACCUACGGGAGACAUAUCUAAAGAAGUCCACAAAGGAUUAAGGAAUCCCACAAAUCACCCCAACAAAGCACAUUGUGUCACUGCUGCUGAGAGUCAGGUGGAAAUGGAGGCAACAGAAGCACCAAAGGAGACAUCUGAGCCAACAAAUAACCCAAGCCAGAAAGGUCAGGAGGUCAGUGAACUGACUAUAAACACUACAGUAGAGAAAGACUUUAUUAAUGCUCUGAGUGAAGAGGAGGAUGAUAAGGUUAAGGCCGACUGUGUCAUUGCUGCUGAGAGUCAAAGAAAAGUGGAAGUGCAGACAACAGAAACACCGGAGGAGGUUUCUGAUCUAAAGAAUGUGCCAGAAACACAAAGUAAGAAAGAUCGGGAGACCACUGAGCUCAAAACAGACACUGAGGCAGGUAAAGAUUUCAUUAAUACUGAAGAAAAGGAUGACAAGGUCGAUGCUGAAUGUGUCAGUGUUACUGAGAGUCCAGGAGAAAUGGAAAUACAGACAGUAGAAGCACCAGAGAAGAUUACUUAUCUGACAAAUAAACAAAAUCAGAGAGGUCAAGAGGUCAGCGAACUCACUACAGACACUGAAGUGGAAAAAGAUUUGACCGGGACAGAGUGCGAGGAAAAGGAUGUCGAGGUUAACGAGGAAAGCUUAAGCGCUGUUGAGAAUCAAGGAGAAAUGGAAGUGCAGACAACAGAAUCAGGAGAAGAAAGAUCUGACGUUGAAGUACACAACGAUGGAAAUCAGGAGGUCGGUGACGUUCAGGAAGAUCUUAUGUCUGCACGCUGUGAGACUAGAAAUGAGGAAGAGCCUGCUUCUGAAUGUGUUAACAUUUUAGAAACUACUGCAGAAGGGAGUCUUUAUCUAACAAAACAGCAAAGUAAUGUUACUGAGGAAAUAAAUGAAGACACCACAGCGUUAUUAGAAAUUCAGAAACAGAGAGGGCCUCGUGCUGACGUGGAUAUAACAAGUGAAUCAACAGAAAGGGAAGCUUCAGUGUUAGAAGAGGAAACGGGGAGCCAAAUGUUUAAUGAGGUCAAGGCUGACGGAUCUGUUGGUAACAUCGAAGGAGGAGGAGCGGAUAGCAGCGAAGUAAUGCUUUUUGUUUGUGGGCAAACCGACAACAACAAUGUCGUAAUUCAGCCUUCUGAGGAGCAGAUUGAGAUGGUUAAUCAGUCAGCGGUCGGGCCCCAUGAAAACCAGAUAGUGUACGAGCCCAUUAGUAGCCCAGAGAGUAAUGAUGAUCGUGAUGUGUCUGCAGCGGCAGCAGAGAAGCACGAUGCCGUUUCUAUAUUAGAUAUACAAUGCACAGAGGCUCAACAGAUGGAAACAAACUUUUCCAGUAAUGAAGACAACAGAGAAAUUGGUGGCAUGCAGCUGGUAAAUGAAGUUGCUAAGGAGGAAAUUUGUGUCCCAGACAGCCAGGCAGGGGUUGAAAUGGAAGUACAAGCGCAGCCAGCACAGUUGGAGCAGAUUAACGCUACCGUGGAUGUGAAAGAAGUUGCACCGAUCAGUUCUGGCAGUGACAUGAGCGUGGCAGAUGGAGGGUCAGGAGAUGCUGCAGAAGUGAAGAGUGAAAUGACAGUGAAAAGUGAAGGAAAUGGCAUUUCAGAGUGCAUCAGAGCCACUGAGUUUUCUGAGCAGGUGCAGCACGAUGCUGGCGUUCAGGAAGCUGCGGGCGUCACGGUAACAACAACAACUCCACCAACAACGACUACAUCCUCCACUGAAUUUGAGGUACCAGGUGGUGCAUCUGAGGAAUAUGUGAUUUUAGAGCCAGUCCCACAGAGUGAAAUUCACUUUGAUAUCGUCACUCAAGCUGCAACCGAAUCAGGUCUGGCGGCCUCUCUUUCAGAGGAGGUGAAUCCAGAAAGUGAGUCGAUGGAGGAGAAGGCGGAGAGUGAGAGGACUUUAAAUGGUUCCGAGCAAACUGUGUUUACUGAAGCGGCGGCUAGUUCAGGGGAGGUAGCAGAGCAGGAGACAAACAUUUCACCUGUGGAGGAAGACGUUCAGGUUAUUCAGCCUUCUGACCACCAGUCAUCUCACAUGGUGGACAUGAAUACCUCCCAUGACUCUGAACCCCAAAGCCUGAUUGAAGACAUUAAUGUAGUGGUGAUAGAGGAUGCUCAAGAUAACCUGGACAUACAAGAAGUGCAGAUUCUAGAGGACAUCGAGAUCGGACAUGAGAUUAUAGUGAUGGAGGAAGAGAAUGAUGAAGACAGUGACAUUGCAGUAGUAGAAAAGCCACAAGAAACAGCCGAGGCAGGCCUGCCUGAGGAAAAGGUGAAUGAGAAGUACAUAUGUAACACUAGUGGGCCUGACAUGAAGCAAAACAGCACAGCUGAAAAGACCGAAGAGGAAAAGAAAGCUCAAGAGCCAGAAAAACCCAAGAAACAAGAAAUGAACACGCAAGCGAGAACCAAAGCUCGCCUCGCAGCUCUGGCUGAGCAGAAGGCUGCGGCAGCUAAGAGAAGUUCAAAUAGGCAGCAGCUGAAUCUCUUAGCCCUGUGUCAGGAGAUCGCAGAGGACAUUGCCACAGACAGCAUGCUGCUGAAGAGGAUAGAAGAAGAAAAACAAGCGGCAGCAGCAGCAGCCAAGAGUGAAGCCAGCAAGAAGGAACGCCCGCCUGUUAACAUGCAAGAUGCCAACACGAUUAAUGUCGCAACUCCUGCUGGACCAGAGGGAUGCGCCCCUCCUUCGGUGACCCCUGCUCCUGAGGCCCCCCCAGCCCAGCCCUCAACGGCUGAUUCAGCCGAAACUCAGCCUUCCGCCGAGCCUCCAAAGAGACGUUUCUUCAUCACGCAGAUUUCAGUGCCGCUGAAAGUCCACGAGAAAAAGAAGCUGACUCGAUAUCAAAGACUCAGACAGGUCGAGCUGCAGAGAGAGAAAAUGUCGUGGGCACGUGUGAAGAAACUAAAGUCUGACCAAACAAAUCAGAUGUUCUCAGACAUGGAUUGGCAGGCACCUUUUUCUGCUGCCUCUCUUUUUCCAGUGAGCCCUGUUACCACACCUCCUCCUCAACCUGCAGCCAGUCCAGCAACCUCCCAACUGAGUCCUUCUGCAUCUAGCAAACCUGCUACACCGAAGGCAGAAGCUCCCAAGAAUGAGCCUAAGGCUGAGCUGGCUAAAACUGAACCAUCUAAAACUGAACCCACUAAAACUGAACCCACUAAAGCUGAAACCUCCAAAAAACAACCAACGAUAACUGAAACUCCUAAAACUGAACCCCCUAAAACUGAAACUGGCAAACCUGAAGCCUCUAAAACGGAGCCUCCUAGUACUGAAAACCGUAGAACUACACGGCAAAGCAAGGCUCAGACUACUAAAGCAGCAGCUACUCCAGAGCCCGCGCCAAAAGUCACAAGAUCAGGAACCAAGAGAACCCUCCCAGCAAUACCACCUCCCAUGCCCAACGGACUUAAUGCUCAGAAACUGAAAAUGGAAGUUGAGUACAAGCCAUACAGACCCAGGCCGAAAUAUUCUCCUGACGAUUUUGAGCUGGAUGAUGACCCAUUACCAGCAAAGCCGAAACCACCCGGCCUCCAGUCAAACCCUUUGGCUCAGCCUAAACCCACUCUACUAUCAAAGCCCACGCUCACAGCGCAACUUGCCAACCAGGCAAAACUCAAAGCUCAGACCAAGGCUGCUGGGCAGAUCUCAGGUCAGUCAAAGCCCUCUGUUGCAGCUCCAGCUCAGUUAAAGCCCGCACAGUUAAACCCAGCUGUUGCACCAGCAACACAGUCUAAGGCCACAGCUGCAACUGCAGCUUCAUCCAAACUUGCUUCUUCAGCGAAUGCUCCGUUAAAGUCUCCAGUCCCGACUGCAACUCAGUCUAAAGUUGUUUCAGCUCCGGCUCAGUCCAAGCCUGCAGCUUCUGUUUCACCUCAGCUGAAGACUGCAGGUGCCGAUGCUAAUCUAACACAGCUGAAACCAUCUGCUUCACCUGCAGCUCGGCCUGCUGUUGCAGCCACAUCUGGGAUGAAGCCUGCUGCCUCUAAGGCUGGUGCAAUUUCAGUGCCUCAGAGACCCACAGAUCCCGCAUGUAAAGAAAACGACAAGUGCAAGAAUGCAGCUCAUCCACUUUCAUCAGCUCCACCUGAAGAGAGCGCCAAAGUGUCUGACAAGCUUACAGAGAGUAAAGCAGAAAGCUUGAAGGAAGCAGAGCAGACAUCAGGAAAGCCUUGUCAAGACAAAGCCGUGAAGCCACAGGAUGGCGGGGCUCCUCUCUCCGAAGCUUGCCUGCAAAAAGAAGUCAAGAAGCUAAAGGAGGCUGACAAAGAUGGCACCCAAACAGUUAUUGAUGCAGGACAGAAGCAUUUUGGAGCAGUGGCCUGCAGUGUGUGUGGGAUGCUCUACUCUGCUGCCAACCCCGAGGAUGAAUCUCAGCAUUUGCUGUUUCACAACCAGUUCAUCAGCGCCGUCAAAUAUGUGGGUUGGAAAAAGGAGAGGAUUUUGUCUGAGUUUCCAGAUGGCAAGAUCAUUCUCGUCCUGCCAGAUGAUCCCAAAUAUGCUCUGAAGAAGGUUGAGGAGAUCCGGGAGAUGGUGGACAAUGACCUCGGCUUCCAGCAGGUGGAGACCAAGUGUCCCUCAAAGACCAAAACCUUCCUCUUUAUCUCUAAUGACAAGAAAGUGGCUGGGUGUCUCAUAGCUGAGCACAUACAAGAGGGGUACAGGGUGAUUGAAGAGCCCAUGCCAGAGGGUUCGGAGGGAGAGAAGUUGAUGUUUGAACGUCAGAGAGCUUGGUGCUGCUCCACAACGCCAGAGCCCGCCAUCUGCGGCAUCAGUCGCAUCUGGGUGGUCAGCGUGAUGAGACGUCAGGGCAUCGCUUCGCGCAUGCUCGAGUGCCUCCGGAAUAAUUUCAUAUACGGUUCAUACCUGAGCAAAGAUGAGAUCGCCUUCUCCGACCCCACUCCCGACGGGAAACUCUUCGCCACGCAUUAUUUUGGCACUUCCCAGUUUUUGGUUUAUAACUUUGUGAGCGGGACACGCUCGCACCAACCCAAAACCCAAGCAGUAUGACGGUCUUCGGAUACCGUAACGAUGGCUUCAUCUGAGACGCUCACCGACCAGUGGGACAUCCUCACCAAACACUGAAUCUUCACGUGUGUUUUAAAAAGAAAAACCUCCUCGGAGGGGUUACACAUUGGUUCAAAUCUCAGGAUGAAAACAACGAGGUGUUGUUGAAACAUGAUAUUUCACCCUUUAAUCCUUCCCCGCAUAGUAUUUUGAAGAAAAAGAGUAUUUUCUUUAUACAUUUUUAAGUAAACAAUUGGUUUUAUUAGGAGAAUAGAGUUUACAUGCAUGAUCUGACAGCAAUAGAAAACAAAGAGCAUUUUAUCGUUUUAUCUUUUGAAUCCUCGUGAAGCGUAACCAUCAACCUGCUGCAUUAAACAAAUGGUUAUUUGCAAGUUUGUUCCUCAGUCGGUUUUUGUCAUUUUUACACCCGUUUCCUGUAGUGGAGUGUGUUAAGCUGCCGUUGUCUCCAGAUGUGUUUAAGGGACGUCGAUAAUCCCUGAAGGGCACAACUGCACAAUUUCUUUUGAGGGGUUAAGCUGUGUUUCCUACACUUUGAUUUCACUGUCAUGUUUUUAUUGUAGUAUUUCAGAAACAAUUUCGACACCUUGAUUAGAGAGAUGUGGGUUAGAACUGUAGCUUGGGCAUUAUUUGUGUGCUCCGAUCUUCUGAGAUCACAUUACCUGACUUUUUUCCCCUCAAGCCGAGCCAUAUACUGUUCACCGUUUAGCGAGGCGUUAUAGCCUAAACUGUAUGAGUGGUGUCUUUAAAUUUCACCAAGGCUGUCUUUUGCUUUGUUUGUGCCUGAAUGAAUCAUGUGUGACUUAAGUUGUUGAUUUAUUUUCUUUACUUUUUUAGCCACAUGUUCUUCUUAAGUAGCAUCUGGCUUUGUUUUUUUAUUCCAAUAGUGUAGAUUAUCAUCUUCCUAUUCCUUAGUAACAAUGAAUUAAAAUGUAUAUCAAAUUAUCAUGUAGAUUUAUGCAUAGUAUAACAAGAUUUAUAAUGAAAGAUGGGCAAGUUCUUAAGUGUCACGUGUUAAAUGGUGUUUGAGUGAAGGUAAAUAUCAACCAGGUUCAGCCUUUAUGAUUGAAAACAGGGAUAUUUGCUCAGUGAUCAACAUGAGGGGUUUAGAUUAACCCGCCUCUCUUCAGAUUAACAGUAUCAUUGUAAUCCACCUCUUAUUUUCUUCUUCCUCCUUGUUAAAGCGGUUGAUUUUAGAACGAUGUGGUUGUGUAAGAAAAAGACAUUUGAUUUAUACGAAGCUGUUAUGUAAAUAUUUAUUUAAAUAAAAGUAAAAUGUAAAACAUUUUUGGUGUUUCUGAUUAGCUGCUUUUGACCUUGUAUGGAUUUUUCCUAAUUUUCUGUCAUGUAAAUGCUGUUAUAGUCGUGGCUUCUGAUAUUA
This is a messenger RNA of Pundamilia nyererei, 10448 nucleotides long. RefSeq lists its product as uncharacterized. Gene Ontology annotation, biological process: mitotic sister chromatid cohesion. Gene Ontology annotation, cellular component: nucleus; chromatin. Bases 68 to 9052 code for a protein of 2994 amino acids. The transcript is spliced from 10 exons. Gene Ontology annotation, molecular function: protein-lysine-acetyltransferase activity. Lineage: Eukaryota; Metazoa; Chordata; Actinopteri; Cichliformes; Cichlidae. The record is from RefSeq and is a predicted model, not a curated record.